AAAUAUUCUCCCAACGAGCCGAGGUUGGUUGCACUUGCAGCUGAGCCGGAAAUACAGCCGACGAGGAAAGGAUCGCACGACGCCUUCCCUACUAUCCAGUGUGGUUUUUAACUCAUCGUGCGCAGCUCCGAGUCGGCACAGGACAGGGUAACUAACAGACAUGACAGCGGCAACCACCAGAUCGCCGGUAGGGAGCGGCACGUCUGCGUUUUCGCGCGCAUCCGCGGCAUGGGAUAGUCGUUUAAAGACCGUCGUGUACAUCCUCGCGGCCGGCAGCAUCGCCUUAGCGCUCUGGUUCGCGACGGUGGAAGCUGCCACGCUGCUCCUGCAUCCCGGAAACUACGCCUCCCGAUACUUCGGGAUUCGCAUGCUUCCCUUCACGCGGGAAUCGCGGCGGAGUCGCGCGGGAAGCGGGGUAGAAACUGCGGGCGCCGACUGGCGGCCGAUUGCAGACCGACACGUGGCGGAGAAGGCAGUAACGAUGUCGGUGCUGUCCUUACCGCAUAAUCCGCUCACGAACCGCAGGAGAACCGCCAAGCUAGCUCUGUUGUUUGUAACGGAUCAAGGCCGCUUGCCUCUAAAGCGCGUAUGGGAGCGAUUCUUUCAGGCGGAGCUAAAGGGUCCUGUAGAGCUUGAACACGACAACAGCAAAUUCUCCGUCUACGUGCACUCUGGCGGCAACGAGAUGCGCUAUAACGCGGAUGAAGGGCGGUUCUUUCAAAGGAACGACAUUCCCAGCCUCCCGGCGCACGAGGGCACGAUCUCCAUGGUGGACGCGCAGCGCCGCCUGCUCGCGUGGGCGCUACUGGACCCCGACAACCACUUCUUCCUCUUCCUCGACCACAGCUGCAUCCCCAUCCGCGGCUUCGCGCACAUCUACUCCUCGCUGCUGCACUCGCGCCACUCCUUCGUCGCCAUGGCGGACGAUCCCAGCGCCUAUCCGCCCGAGCUCGCUCCUCUCGUUCCGCCGCACAAGUUCGCUAGAAGCUCCAAGUGGGUGGCUGUGAACCGGCCGCAUGCCACAGCCAUCGUGGCCGACAAUAUGUUCUACCGUGCCUUCAAGCACCACUGCAAGGGCGCGCCAGCAGCAUCUAGUGAGAGCGACAGAGGGGCCGCCUCCAGUGCCCUAGCAUCGCACGCACACCUGCCCGCCUGCCAGCCUGAUGAGCACUACAUCGCCACUUUCCUUCGAACAGUGGACCCGGAUGGAGUGGCCAACUUCACCAUCACGCACGAGAGCCACAUGGGCGCUGCCGCUGCCAUGCACGAGGAGAUGCGGCGAGAGGCGCAGCAGCGAGCACGCAUGAGACGGCGGCAGCAGCGGCGGGAGGAGGGCGAGACGAGGGGAGGUGGAGGGAAGGAGGGGCAGGGAGGUGAGGACGGGACAUGGCAGUUGCGGCGGCAGUUGCAGCAGGAGAUGCAGCAAGGGGAGGUGGUGUACGGUGCUGUGAACAUUACGUCAAGAUUUAUCAUGGAGAUACAGGAUGCGACAGCCUAUUUCCAUCAAACUGCGCGUCUCUCUACUAGCCCGACAGCCUGUAGAUGGAAUGGGCAACUCAAGCCAUGCUUCAUGUUUGCCCGACCCUUUCGUCCAGAUGCCGUUGAUGAGAUCAUGAGCAUUUUACCUAAUGUCCUCAAUUAUUGAGGUGUAAGCACAGGUUCAGCAAGAUCUGUUGUCUUAGUUGUCCCUUUAGUGGACCCUAGAAUGUUUAAGCUGAAAUAUGCCUGAAAUGCUAUGCCAUAACCAAGCGCUUAUGUCAUG
Messenger RNA from Closterium sp. NIES-67, 1762 nucleotides. The record is from the annotation of a GenBank genome assembly. Lineage: Eukaryota; Viridiplantae; Streptophyta; Zygnematophyceae; Desmidiales; Closteriaceae.